ACGAGAAGGGAAGCAGCAACUCACAAAGCCCGCCCAUCUAGCUGGCUUCCGUACUGCAACAUGAGCGCUCCUCGUUGGUCAUGUGACCUGGAAAAAAUGGGAGAAAGAAGGAAGAUAAAUGUUUGUUCAACGUGGAUUUGCCCGAGACUGACAAUCUUUUCUAACGGAUGAAUAAAGCACCUGCAGAGGAAGAAGUGGAGGAGCGACGAUGAAGCUGAACGAACGCAGCGUGGCUUACUACGCCACCUGCGACUCGCCGCCCGACAAGACGGGCUUCCUGUUCAAAAAGGGAGAGCGCAACACGGCCUACCACCGUCGCUGGUUUGUCCUGAAGGGCAACAUGCUUUUCUACUUCGAGGAGCGGGAGAGCCGCGAGCCCAUCGGCGUCAUCAUCCUGGAGGGCUGCACCGUGGAGCUCUGCGAGUCGGCCGAGGAGUUCGCAUUCGCCAUCAAAUUUGACUGCGCCCGGUCGCGGGUGUACAAGAUGGCGGCAGACAACCAGGCCGCCAUGGAGUCGUGGGUGAAAGCGUUGUCACGGGCAAGCUUUGACUACAUGAGGCUAGUGGUGAAGGAGCUGGAGAGGCAGCUGGAGGAGAUCCAGGAGGCUGCCAACGGAAGCAGGGCAAGGAUGUCCAAGCGAGGGUCCAAAUCAAGAUCUGGAGCGUCUUCGUCAUCGUUAUCCUCUUUAUCAUCAUCUUCGAGCACCUCUUCCACAGCCGCCUCAGGACAAAAGACACACCAGGAUGAUUCCCAGCUCGUAUCUGGAUCUUACAGAGAGAACGGUGUAGCGUGGAGCAAACCACACUUAGCUAACGGUACCCCCGACGGAGUGUCCUCCCUUGUGGCCUGGGAGGGAGGGGCUGACCCUGGGAACGGCUGCUUUGGGAUGGAUCACCGGGCCAACGGGGCCAAAGCGCCACCUGUGCCACCCAGAAGAAGAGGAGCCUCUCUGGAGAGCCCCGUCUGCCCUGGCACCGGAUGCUUUACCAAGCUUCACGACUGGUACGGCCUGGAGGUGGAGGAACUGAGGGCCCAGUGGCUGCAGAACCAAUAAACUUCUGGAAGAAUUUAUCAUUCCGGUGGUUGAAGCCUACCCAAGCUGACUUAAUGAAAAAGGAAGACGGCAUUAUUUACCGAUCGCUGCACAAUUGUAUUGCAGUUGCAAGUCAGCUGUGUGAACCACUACACUAUGAAAUACAUCAUUCCUUACUAACAAAUGCUUUGCUUCACCGCUCAGAGAGGACUUAAUAGGAAAUGAUGCUACAUCCUGUCUGGCACAGGAGGAGGAAUCAAUCUUGCCUUAUUUACUUUACAGUCUGGGUGGUAGUCACAAAAUAUCACAGAUUCAUUGCUUAAUGAAACAAAAUAACUCUUGAGAAUUAUGUAGCUUACUUUCACUGCAUGUCUUAAUGUCUCAUAAUUUAGUGCCUCUGCGUUUACUUUUAGGUGACCUAUAUCCAUUGUACUUACAUUCCCUGAACACCUCGAGUAACACAUGGCUACAGAAAGGGUCGAUACAUACGUAAGCAUUGCUGUUCAGUUUGACUUGGACUGACUCUGUAAAAGCAAAUGUGUUGUUUUUUAUCUGUGACAUUCAAGUAUUUCAAAGUCCUCAGAGAGCAAAAGAAAAUAUGAUUAUAUAUAGUGAGCAUUUUAAUUCCUGAGGCACAACUUUUGACUGUGAUCGCAAUUUGUAUCCUCUUCUUUUUCUUUUCUGUUUUUAAUUGUAACCUUUCGAGUUAGUCCUUUUACCUCUUCUAUGUAGCCAUGGAAACGAUUGGAGAAUGGUUAGGAUCUAUUUUGGAACACUGACCAAAUGGGGCGUACUUUUUUUGUGGAACGCACUUAUGCACUCUUAUAUCUAUGUGGAAGUAUACAAUUCUAAAAAAUGUAAAGGCAUUCUGGGUACCGUAUUUGAGUAUAAGUCGCUCCGGAGUAUACGUCGCACCGGCCGAAAAUGCAUAAUGAAGAAGAAAAAAAUCAUAUAUCAGUCACACUGGAGUAUAAGUCGCAUUUUUGGGGGAAAUUUAUUUGAUAAAACCCAACACCAAUAAUAGACAUUUGAAAGGCAAUUUAAAAUAAAGAAUAGUGAACAACAGGUUGAAUAAGUGAACGUUAUAUGACGCAUAAAUAACCAACUGGGAAGGUGCCUGGUAUGUUAACAUAACAUAUUAUGGUAAGAGUCAUUCAAAUAACUAUAACAUAUAGAACAUGCUAUACGUUUACCAAACAAUGUGUCACUCCUAAUCGCUAAAUCCCAUGAAAUCUUUUACGUCUAGUGUCUUACGUGAAUGAGCUAAAUAAUAAUAUUUGAUAUUUUGCGGUAAUGUGUUAAUAAUUUCACACAUAAGUCGCUCCUGAGUAUAGGUCGCACCCCUGGCCAAACUAUGAAAAAAACUGCGACUUAUAGUCCGAAAAACACUGUAAAUGUUUUUUUGUCUUUUUAAUUAACAUUUUAAUUGGCUUUUUACUACUUUUUAUUGCAAAUUUCGCUGUGCUCUAGUUUGCUCAACCAAUCUAAAGGAAUCAAAACAAUGAUAAAGAGCUUCUUUAAAUAUGCUUUGGAUAAGGAACUUCAUGUCAAAAUGUAAAAACUUGCAUAAAAAAUGGAUACACAUAUACUAUAACUUACAAUUAGGCUAAAUUAUGAUUAUUAUGGGGGUUAAGUUUAUGCUUAUGACAUCUGGCUCUCGAUUACAAUUUUUUUCCAUUCUAUUUGCUAAAAUUGCAGCGUGAGGAUUUUUGACUGUGUUUAUUUUCCGCUUACUCUGCCAUGACAUGUAGUUGUAGUGGGCCACAUUGAAGAAUGUGGAAAAUUGGGUUACUUGAAGCGUGUAGUCUAACCAUUGCACAAAACAACACUGCUUCCAAGAGUAGUGUAGUGUGUAUAUAUGCUUUUGCAAUCAUAAUUUAGUGGGGUUUCUUUUAAUCCAAUUUAAGUAAAGAAACGGAUGCGGACCAUGGCUGAAAUCAUAUGUUGGUAUCCAGGUGUUUUCAGCUUUAUUCAGUUUUUUGCUUGUGGCUUAAAAAUAUGUAUUGGUAAGGUUUACUGGAUUAAAUUGGGGCCCUUUAUCGUUUGGCUGCACAAUGAAAUAAUUUUGUUUAUUCAUAGUUCACAAAGAGAGUGUUGUUAUCAACGAGCAUGUAAGCUUGUAGUUCUUCUUCCAUGCUGGAAGUUGCACGCCAGUACUUCCACGGUGACUAAGUCAGUGCACAUUCACAAGGCAUUUACUUUGCUGUUGCUUUAUAUUUAUUUUUAUAAGCAUUUUCCAGUCAAAUGUUUUUAUAGGACCACGUUCAUUUCUAUUUUAGAAGUCAUGUUUUUUUUUUCUCUCGGUGAGAAUUUUUAACCAUGGUUGGGUGCUUCAGCCUGCAUCGAUGCACAGCAUUAACAUUAUUGUCGCACAUUUGACUUUCCUAAAAAUAAUGUUACAUAGGGGAUGUUAAUUUUUUAUUAUUGCAUUUUUACAAUGGACAUUUGCAUGAACUUGGAAUCAGAUCCCUUUUUAUUGACCUCAACUGACAUUGGCCUUUUAUAUAUCUUCAUAAAUAAUACUGUAUGUUGAUAUAAACUUAAGAAUUAACGAUUAAAACGAACCAAUUAUCCUGUUUAAAGACUCUAGUGAGAUGUUUCAGUUUUAGUAAUGUUACUUCAAUGUCAUAAACAGUGUUCCUUCUAUUUGCACGUGUUGUUAAAAGUAACCAAUAAUACCAAACCUAUUAUUGUGCUCUCAAAAAUCUGACAAAAUAAUCUGUUUGUAUUUAAACUUUAUUUAAUUAUGAUUAAUUUAAUCACUGUGUAAUACAUCGAAAAAGUGCCAGUUUGGUCAUGAAAAUUUCACAUUAAAAUUUAAUUUUUUUCUGUUUUUUCAUAACAUUGAAACAUAUUUUACAGAUAAGUAUUAUGAAUAAUCAAUAUUGACGAAUAUUGUGAUAUUCAUGGUACUUUCAAUUCCAAUUGUUUGUUACUGUAAAUGACCUAAUAAACUGUUGACAUAUGGAA
Molecule: messenger RNA, 4003 nt
Organism: Nerophis ophidion (straightnose pipefish)
Lineage: Eukaryota; Metazoa; Chordata; Actinopteri; Syngnathiformes; Syngnathidae
Gene: pheta1
Product: PH domain containing endocytic trafficking adaptor 1
Exons: 2
Coding region: 209-1054 (281 amino acids)
Biological process (GO): receptor recycling; retrograde transport, endosome to Golgi; endosome organization
Cellular component (GO): early endosome; recycling endosome; trans-Golgi network
Source: RefSeq, a predicted model, not a curated record